CAAGACUAGCAGCUAGACAUCAAGACAUUGCAGAUAAAUUUAUGAGGAAGUAUCCUAUGCUAAAACUUGAUAGAUCAACUAUCACCAAGACUUUACAAAAAAGUGAACAAUAUUUUUACCUUGAAGAAAGUCCCGUAAUACAAAAUCGGUGUAAAAAUAAACCACCAAAGUAUUCCUUGCUCGAGACAGCAAUGACAAUUUGGGUAAAUCAAGCUUCCUCUACUGGUAUGGUUCUUUCAGACGAGUUGGUAAAAUUAAAAGGCUGUGAAUUUGGUAAUCAUCUUGAAAUACCCACUUCUUCUGAUGACAAUAGAGAUCAAAGACCUGAAGACAAUGAAUUAGGUUCUGAGUACAAAAAUGGUGAAAAUUUUAUUUCUGAGGGUAGUGAAAAUGAUGAAAUUCCUAAUUCUGAAGGCAAUGAGGAUAAUCAGUCUAAUUUUCAAUCUCGUGGAGGAACUCGCGGAAGAACUCGUGGAAGAACUCGUGAGAGAACUAGAGGAAGCACUUGUGGAAGUACUCGCAGAAGAACUCGUGGAAGAACUCAUGGAAGAACUCGUGGAAGAUCGCGCGGAAGAACUCGAGGAAGACCGCGUGGAAGAGCAUGA
Molecule: messenger RNA, 605 nt
Organism: Scutellospora calospora
Lineage: Eukaryota; Fungi; Glomeromycota; Glomeromycetes; Diversisporales; Gigasporaceae
Source: the annotation of a GenBank genome assembly